This is a messenger RNA of Anopheles maculipalpis, 946 nucleotides long. RefSeq names its product solute carrier family 25 member 35-like. NCBI's taxonomy places the organism in Eukaryota, Metazoa, Arthropoda, Insecta, Diptera, Culicidae. The record is from RefSeq and is a predicted model, not a curated record. The coding region runs from base 22 to 933 and encodes 303 amino acids. The transcript has 2 exons.
GUUCGCUGCACCAGAAAAAGGAUGGAGUUCCUGCUCGGUGGUGCCUCGUCGAUGUGUGCCGUGCUGUUUACGAAUCCGUUCGAUGUGCUCAAAACACGCCAACAGCUGGAGGGUGAGCUGAUAGCGAAGCAGAAUCUCAAGGAACGCUCGUACAAGGGCAUCCGACAGUCGGUCAUCACGGUGGUCCGGACGGAUGGUUUGCGUGGGCUACAGAAGGGUCUUCCGGCCGCUCUGCUGUAUCAAUUUUCCAUGAACGGUGUCCGUCUGGGGACGUACCAGACGGCGGAGAAUCUCGGUUGGACGAAGAGUGCCAAACAUCCCACGCUGACACCGUUGCUGUCGCUGUUCUGGGGUGGAUGUGCUGGGCUGGCAAGUGCUACCGCGUCCUGCCCAUUCUACGUGGUGAAGACACAGUUGCAGGCCGUCACUUCAGGAUCUUACACGGCACGCUUUCAGCAUCAUCACAGUGGAACUUUGUCGGCUUUUGUGAAUAUCUACAAGCAAAGUGGGAUUCGCGGACUGUUCCGCGGGUAUACAGCAACGCUAGCCCGUCUGGUCGUGGGAUCAUCCGCUCAGAUGUCUUCCUUUAGUGCAUGCAAAGAGUUCUUCCUGCGCUACGAAGUGUUCCAAGAGUCGAUUGUACUGACCGCACUGGCUAGCAGUACUGUGGCAGGAUUUCUGACCAGCGUGCUAAUGUCACCGUGCGAUGUCGUGACGACACGUAUGACCAAUCAAGCCGUGUCAGCCAACGGGAAGGGCUUACUGUACACCAACAUCUUCGAUUGCUUCCUGAAGAUCUACCGAUCCGAGGGCAUCCACGGCUACUACAAGGGAUUCGUGCCAAUGUACCUGCGUGUGGCUCCACACACGAUGCUCAACCUUACCUUCUGGGAGUUCUUCAAGGGUCUUCACGAACGUUAUGGGAAGCAUUGAACUGGAUGCUCGA